UUAAAAAUUAAAAUUUUUUGUGUUAUAAUUUAUCUACAAAUAGAUAAAAUAGAAAAAAAAAUCUUAUCAUUUAAAACUGAGUAAAUUUAUAGUUGCAUAAUAGCCGGUAGAAGAGGAAAUGAGCCGCAGCGAUAAAUGUUGGUUGCAGUGUCACGCAAAUUCAAUGCCGCAAAUUGCUGGAACGUAUCCCAAUGUUAGCAAUGUUCUAGCGGACACAAGUCAAAAUAAUUUUGUUCAACAUCAUCAGCAGCAACAGCAACAACAGCAGCAACAACAACCGCAACAGCAUCAAAUUCACCAGGGACAAUUUCCGCGGCAACAAAAUAACCCCUAUAAUCAGCCGGUACAAGUUUCGCCGUUCGAGAGAGGCUUCGCCAUGAAUCAACAGGGAACCUACCCAGCCAACACACCGUACCAAGAACCUUACUCCUUCAACGCAGUGCAGUUCCCACUGCCCCCCUUGGCUUCCCCGCAAAAUUACGCAUACCCCAAUCAAGCCGGAAUGAACCCAAUAGUCCCCAACAUCAGUCCUAUCUACAACUCUUCUCCACCUCAAGGCCAAGGCUUCGACCCCCGUUCCUACAUCCCAACCCAGCCGUCCCCAAUCUUCAUCCUGCCCAGCAACCCCGUAGUCCAACUACCCACCCAAAGCCCCCCAAACUGCCCCAACACUCGCUCAGGAGUCUGCGGCUCUCAAUACUGCUGUUCCCCAGCCGCUCCUCCUCCUUACAUCCCCUUCCCCUGUCCUCUUCCCUACCCCGCGCCAUUUUGUCGGCCCUUAAACUGCUACGACCCAAUUUCAAGUCCUUUCUGCAAGGAGUCUUCAUUUCCAACCUGCGCUUGCUGCCCAAAGAGAAGCGACUUGCCCUGCGAGCACCGUUGCGAGCCAACCAGCGAGGCUAUCUGCAACAAACCAAACUGUCCUGCUUCAAUCAGCCUCCAAGCUUUAGCGUCCCAAUUACUGUCCAUUCCAGGGGUAAUUUCCUGCGCAGCGACGCGCUUAAUUCUCAGAAGAGUUCCGGGGUCUAAUAUCAGAAAUUCUACCGAAGAAACUGUCGAACGCGCCAGAAAAACUAUUAAUACUCUAACUCAGGAGCAACUUUUGACAGAAACUCGAAAUGCGCAGCAGAUAAACGCCCUAAUAAACAUUCACAUGGCAGCUAAUCCUCCAGCAAACAUUAUUCCCUUGCUAACUACUGUGCAAUUGAAGGUCAACGUCCUUAAAAGUCUCCUGGAGACGAUUAUUAAUCACCGAAUCACCGAAAAUCAAGCAGCGGGAGCAGAAACUUGCCUCGGACUAGAUCCCAUAAUUUUGGGGCUCAAAUCUGAUCAAGAAUUGCGAACUAUCUUGGCGACUUUAAGGCAAAAGGAAUGCGACCAAAGGGUUAAUUACAAUUUUGCUUCCUAUCAUUCGCAACGCGUGAUUGCAGAAACUAGGUUAAAGAAUAUUGAGGACAAAAUUGCGCUAGUAGAAGCUGAAAUCGAAAGGCGUAGGUGCGCUUGCUUGCCUCCGACCUUGAGACAAACUGGAAUGACCUGUCAGGAUUCUAGAGGAACCGUUUGGCACGCCUAUCCGGGUACACUGCCGCCAUCUAGCUUCGGGAAUUUUAACUACAGUGGACGGCAGCCAUCUCAAGACUCGCCGGAUCCAUUUUGUUUUGACAAGACGAGUCCGAGGAGGCUCAAUGUUCCUCAUGUUGGGAGCCCGGAGACUACUUAUAGGAAGCCGCCAACUAUGGUUAAGGAUAAAGAGGAUAAAAGGUUUAGUGAUGAUGAUUGUGGCUGCGAUAAAUCUACUUCUUAUGAUAAAAAUGAUGGUAAGAAUGCGGGGAGCAGUAAUGAUUGUGAGGAUGAGGAUGAGGAGGAUGAUGAGGAGGAUGAUGGUCAGUGCACCUGUGAUAAAUUGACCGAUGACGAGGACAAAAAAAAACUCCGAAUAAAUCCAAGCGAAGCAGGUCCAAGCGGAGGGACAGAAAUUCAGGGGAAAAAUGUCGGCUUUGAGGGGGUGGGUGGUGAAAAGGUAAAUUUGAUUGAUGAAACGGAAGAUAAUUGCGGAAAAAUUGAGGAAACUUUGGACUCCAGCGCUCAACUGAAGACUAGUAGUAGUUGUAAUAAUAAUAAUAAUAAAAGUAAUGAUAAAAUAAAAAUAGCAAGACAAGAACUUCAAGAUAAAUUACUUCUUCAAUUGAGCUCAGCUGUCGGGUCUUGCGAUCCAUCAAACAAAAAUAAUCAUGAGAAAAAGGAAGAAUUAACCUUGACAAGUGAUGGAAGUAAAUACUCGAACCCUUUUUCCCAAGAUCCAUCAGAGAGCGGCUUCGAGAAUGAAGGAAUGGGUCUAGAUAAAUUUAUAUCCGGAGCACUUUCGGUUAUCAGUGGGUUCAGUAAUCACGUGGCGUCAUUUGGUACAAUUAUUGGUGAUAAAAUAACCGCUUUAAGAUCGCAUCUGGCGCCUGAAAUUUCUCAUCCAUUAUUCCCGAGGUUCUCCGCAAAUUCCCCAAGCACUUGCUCUAAUAAUCAUCAUAAUUAUGAUACUCCUCAUUAUUCGGGACGUGAAAACUCAAAUACACUCGCUCAAAUAAAUAAUAACAACUACGACAAUAAUUAUCCCGAUAAAUUGUCUCGUACAAAUUGUCUCUUCGGCAAAUUAAAAUCCAGUAAAAUAAGAAGAUUAAAUUUUGAUGGACGCAAAACCCAAGGCGGAGAAUUUUUUAUUGAAUUUAAUUCCAAUGAAAAAUUAUCGGGGGUAAAAAAUAUAAUUAUCCAGGACAAAACGAAUGGAAAAACUUACAUUUUAAUGAGACCGAAAUUGAAUACUUAUAAUAAUAAUAAUAAUAAUAAUGAUAAUUAUUAUUAUUAUGAUAAAUUGUGGAAAAAGUUAUACAAAGAAGAGAAAACUCUAUUGAUAAGAAGUAGAUUGAAAAAUUCUCAAUCAACAAUUCAAUUGACACCAUUUAUUCCUUUUACGGUUGUUAAGCCGCCGGAAUGUCGGCAUGAAAAUACGCCGACGCUUGAAAUAACGCAAAAAUUAGUAAUGAAGAAAGUUAAAUUACCGAAUGUUGGUUGUGAUAACAAUCGAUUGAAAACCAGCCGAAAGUUUAGGUCUUUGUCUCGAGUUGAAAAAUCGAGAGAGAUAAUUAAAGUCUUUGGGAACAAAAAUGGGGAUGAAAAUCAAACCAACAUUAAUUAUGAAAAUGAAGGAACUCUUCCGGAAAAUUCGAGAUCAUUCGGUAGCGAGAGCUGGAAAAGUUCUGAGAAUUGUUGGAGCUCUGAAAGUACCGCUGGUGAAAAUUCGGUAAACAAAAUUGAACUUUUUGAAUUCAAUUCGGUUGAAAAUCAAAUGGAAGUUUCUUCGGAGUCGAUUGUUGGUGUUCACGAUUAUGGAUUAUAA
Cotesia glomerata is the source of this 3388-nucleotide messenger RNA. RefSeq lists its product as uncharacterized. The transcript is spliced from 4 exons. NCBI's taxonomy places the organism in Eukaryota, Metazoa, Arthropoda, Insecta, Hymenoptera, Braconidae. The record is from RefSeq and is a predicted model, not a curated record. Bases 119 to 3388 code for a protein of 1089 amino acids.